Molecule: messenger RNA, 2174 nt
Organism: Daktulosphaira vitifoliae (grape phylloxera)
Lineage: Eukaryota; Metazoa; Arthropoda; Insecta; Hemiptera; Phylloxeridae
Product: NADP-dependent malic enzyme-like
Exons: 10
Coding region: 226-1950 (574 amino acids)
Biological process (GO): pyruvate metabolic process; malate metabolic process
Cellular component (GO): mitochondrion
Molecular function (GO): malate dehydrogenase (decarboxylating) (NAD+) activity; malate dehydrogenase (decarboxylating) (NADP+) activity; NAD binding
Source: RefSeq, a predicted model, not a curated record
CCUUCACCGGUGACUAUCGCCACUUGACGUGACGAAUUCAUUCAACUUUCGGCUGUCAGUUAGAAAACAUACGAGUUUUUUUGAAUAGACUAGACAUUCAACGGUCGUCGUUCAUUUCUACUGGCGUAAAUACGCUCCGCCCUGUCACAAUUCGACAAAUAUUUUUUUUAAUUCACCACGCUGGGUGUUUCAAUAUCAAAGGGAUUUCAGUCAUCAUCGCGAAAAAUGACAUCGUUUGACAGAUUAGGACAAUUUCCACAUGGGUCGUCGGUGCCAAUAUCUCCAGCCAUGGUCAGUGGAUUGGAUCAUCUCAGAGACGGUCGAUUAAAUAAAGGAUUAGCAUUCACAAUAGAGGAAAGGCAGUCCUUAGGAAUUCUUGGGCUAUUACCACCAUGUGUCAAAACUCAAGAUGAACAAGUUGAACAAGCUUUAGCAAAUAUUGCACGUUAUUCAGACGAUUUAAACAAAUAUAUUUAUUUAAUGGGUUUACAAGAAAGAAAUGAAAAGCUUUUCUAUAGAUUAAUGGCUGAAAAUGUUGAAGCUUUUAUGCCUUUAGUAUAUACCCCUACCGUUGGAUUAGCUUGUCAAAAAUAUGGUCUAAUUUUUCAAAAACCUAGAGGACUGUUUAUAUCAAUCCAUGAUGCCGGUCACGUUUAUGACGUACUCAAAAACUGGCCUGAACAAGAUGUUCGAGCUAUAGUUGUAACUGAUGGCGAACGUAUUCUUGGUCUUGGUGAUCUUGGGGUAAAUGGAAUGGGCAUCCCAGUUGGAAAAUUAGCUUUGUAUACAGCACUCGCUGGUAUCAAACCACACCAAUGUCUGCCCGUAACUCUAGAUUGUGGCACCAAUACUCAAACUCUUUUGAAUGAUCCUCAUUACAUUGGCAGUAAACAGAAACGCGUAACAGGCAAAGAUUAUGAUGAUUUUAUUGAUGAAUUUAUGCAAGCUGCUGUGAAACGUUAUGGUCAAAAUUGUCUUAUUCAAUUUGAAGAUUUUGCGAAUUCCAAUGCUUUCCGUUUCUUAGACAAAUAUCGUAAAAGUUAUUGUACGUUCAACGAUGAUAUUCAGGGUACAGCAUCGGUGGCAUUGGCUGGGCUAUUUGCGUCAUUGAGAAUAACAAGAACUCGAUUAUCCGAUAAUGUGAUAUUAUUUCAAGGCGCUGGUGAGGCUGCACUUGGAAUUGCUGAAUUGUGUGUAAUGGCUAUGCUUAAAGAAGGUACGACAUUGGAAGAAGCUCGUUCUAAAAUCUGGCUUUUUGACUCUAAAGGUUUAGUUGUUAAAGACCGACCAGAAGGCGGUGUAACUGGUCAUAAAAUUGAAUAUGCUAAAAACGUAUCACCAAUAAAAGUAUUAUCUGAAGCAAUCAGGAAAGUAAAACCUACAGUACUCAUUGGUGCUGCUGCCAUUGGGGGAGUAUUCAAUAAAGAAAUUAUUCAAGAAAUUUCUUCUUAUAAUUCUCACCCAGUAAUUUUCGCUCUAAGUAACCCAACUAGCAAAGCUGAAUGCACAGCAGAACAAGCUUACACAUAUUCUAAUGGAAAAGCCGUUUUUGCUAGUGGUUCACCUUUCAAUCCUGUAACUUACAAAUCCAAAACAUAUUAUCCUGGUCAAGGUAAUAAUUCAUACAUUUUCCCAGGUGUAGCACUAGGAGUAAUUUGUGCUGGAGUAAGAACAAUUACAGAUGAAGUUUUUAUAAUUGCUGCUCAAACAUUAGCUGCUCUAGUAACUGAAGAAGACUUAGACAAUGGCAGUUUAUAUCCUCCACUUCAAUCAAUUAAGGAAUGUUCUUUGAAAAUUGCUGUAAAAGUAAUGGAAUACGCUUAUGCAACCGGUGUUGCUAGUACUUAUCCAGAACCAGAAGAUAAAAUCGAAUUCAUCAAAUCACAGCUAUAUAAUUAUAAUUACAGCUCAUCUAUACCACCAAUUUACUCUUACCCAUCUCAUUUAUAAUUAGCUUUGUUUAAACUCUUAUACAGCUCUGAACAUACAAAAAUAUAAUUUCAAUAUUCACAACAGUAUAUAAUUCGUUUUAUUUUAGCGGUUAAAAAUAUUUGUAUUGCGUUAAUUAUUAUAUGCAUUUAAAAUGUCUCAUUAUUUUGUUAUAAUUUUAUUUUUAAUUGAUGAGGGUGAAAAAUAAUUUUAAUUAACUAGCCUGAAAUUAAUCUAAUAAAUGU